UUGAAAUUGUCAUCAAAAUCAUAUACAACAGCGUUUUCCGUUUCGUUUUGUUUGAUUCGGUUUCUUUGAUAUUGUUUUUGUUUGUAAAAUAACAAAAUGAUCAAAACAGAACCUUGGGUUGGUGGAACUGAAGAAGAAUAUGAAACUCAACAUUUCGGCUUCGGUGCGCAGCGAUUAAAAAUAGCAGUGCGUCAAAUGGUUGAACAAAAGAUAACCACAGGGAUGAAAGAAAUGGAAUCAUCUCUAAAAAAAUCAUGGGAUCUCAAUCACACUGACCAAAUGACUAUAAAACAUUCUUGUGAUAAACUGAUAAAGUUGUAUUGUGAGAGGGCUGGACCUUCCUUGGAUAAUAUAGAUGCAGAAAUAGAACGUACUUUGAAGAUACCUAGUAACGUUCUUCUCCCUGGUGAUGAAGUUCAGCAUCAAGAUAUGGCAGGUGUAGACUACGAUAGUCUAAAAAAAGAAGUGGCUGCUUUGAGAAGACGCGUCGAGAGAGGUGCUCUAAUGGAAGCAAUAUUGUUAGCUGAGGAAGAAGAAUUAGCGUCUGUGGAAAAAGUUUGUGAAACUGCCAAUAAAGACAUGGAAGUACUAGAUUUACUACACAAGAGUAUUGAAUCCAGUGGUAAUAUCAAAUCAAUCCAAAAUGAUACUCAGUUUUUGUGUGCAAGUGUGCCAUUUAUGAAAAAAUCUGAUGACAGUAAGUUUAUUGAGGAUUAGCAGUCUAUAAUUGCUUUAUAUUUCACUUAAAAUGCAAGAAGAGUAAUAUAAAGAUGAACAAUUAUGAGUGUCCAUAUACUAUUUGUUUUAUCCACUUACAAAGAGGUUAUUCCUUAACCUUUCAGCUCUGUACUUGUAGCUCUACUGGUCUCUUGAAAUCUCACACCAAGACAUAAAAUCCCAUGGUACAUUUUGAACUCUAUUUUCAUGUGGUUAUAGAGACUAUUUUUUAAGAAGUUUUAUGAUUUCUGUAAAUAUAAGUGCCAAUUUUCAUACAACUUCCCAAAGAACAGGUUAAGAGAUCAGAAAUCCUGUUUCGGGACUGAUGAAUCUCAUACUAACAAUUAUUUUUUGUUUUAACUAGCUAUGCUUCUACUUAGCUUCAUCUAUAAAUUAUUUGAGAUUCCUUAUAGUGUAAAGGUUGUUUGUGAUUGUGGCCAUAAUUUUUAAGUGUUAAAAAAAACUGGUAUGUACUUGUAACACAUUACAAAAUAAACUCUGCGGCUUUAUUAAGAGUUUUGUUUAUAUGCAUAUAAAAUGUUUGUAAUAUUUUAAAUGUUUGGAAAAUCUUGUAUGUGGUCUAUCCAAGUGCUGAGCACUAAAGGUUGGUAGAUACUGUGUUACCAAUUUUGUGAGAGUGUGUAAUGAAAAUAAAUGAUUUGAUUGAGUUGUACUUGUAUAGGUAUUAUUAAGAGCUGCAGUUAUUACAUAAUUUAAAAAAUAAUGUCAUAUGGGCUGGCAUGAAAUCAAAUAUCUUUCAAGGCUGUUAGAAAUGCUAUCAAAUCCACAUAUAAAAUAAACAAAUCAAUGAAACAUUCAGAA
Messenger RNA from Plodia interpunctella (Indianmeal moth), 1539 nucleotides. RefSeq names its product protein MIS12 homolog. The record is from RefSeq and is a predicted model, not a curated record. Gene Ontology annotation, biological process: mitotic cell cycle; mitotic sister chromatid segregation; kinetochore assembly. The transcript has a single exon. Bases 97 to 717 code for a protein of 206 amino acids. Lineage: Eukaryota; Metazoa; Arthropoda; Insecta; Lepidoptera; Pyralidae. Gene Ontology annotation, cellular component: nucleus; chromosome, centromeric region; MIS12/MIND type complex.